Cervus elaphus (red deer) is the source of this 2311-nucleotide messenger RNA. It is a transcript of the gene SLC35A2, whose product is annotated as solute carrier family 35 member A2. Gene Ontology annotation, cellular component: Golgi membrane. Gene Ontology annotation, molecular function: UDP-galactose transmembrane transporter activity. The record is from RefSeq and is a predicted model, not a curated record. NCBI's taxonomy places the organism in Eukaryota, Metazoa, Chordata, Mammalia, Artiodactyla, Cervidae. Gene Ontology annotation, biological process: pyrimidine nucleotide-sugar transmembrane transport. Bases 38 to 1228 code for a protein of 396 amino acids. The transcript has 4 exons.
GGCUGUUGCCGAGGGGACGGGCCAGGCAGAUGCCAACAUGGCAGCUGUUGGGUCUGGUGGUUCCACCGCGACGGCCGGGCCAGGGGCUGUCUCCGCAGGGGCGUUGGAGCCUGGGGCCACGACUGCGGGUGAGACAGCUCACCGGCGCCUCAAAUACAUAUCCCUAGCCGUGCUGGUGGUCCAGAAUGCUUCCCUCAUCCUCAGCAUCCGCUACGCCCGCACAUUGCCUGGGGACCGCUUCUUUGCCACCACUGCUGUGGUCAUGGCUGAAGUGCUCAAAGGUCUCACCUGCCUGCUGCUGCUCUUCGCACAGAAGAGGGGUAACGUGAAGCACCUGGUUCUUUUCCUCCAUGAGGCUGUCCUGGUGCAGUACAUGGACACACUCAAGCUUGCAGUGCCCUCUCUCAUCUAUACCUUGCAGAAUAACCUCCAGUAUGUUGCCAUCUCCAACCUGCCAGCUGCCACUUUCCAGGUGACGUACCAGCUGAAGAUCCUGACCACAGCACUGUUCUCCGUGCUCAUGCUGAACCGCAGCCUCUCCCGGCUGCAGUGGGCCUCCCUGCUGCUCCUCUUCACUGGCGUCGCCAUUGUCCAGGCACAGCAAGCUGGCAGUGGGGGUCCGCGGCCACUGGAUCAGAACCCUGGGGUGGGCCUCGCGGCUGUGGUGGCUUCUUGUCUCUCCUCAGGCUUUGCAGGUGUCUACUUUGAGAAGAUCCUCAAAGGCAGCUCAGGCUCCGUGUGGCUGCGCAAUCUGCAGCUGGGCCUCUUCGGCACAGCCCUGGGCCUGGUGGGGCUCUGGUGGACUGAGGGCACAGCUGUAGCCCGCCGUGGCUUCUUUUUUGGGUAUACACCUGCUGUCUGGGGCGUGGUGCUCAACCAGGCCUUUGGUGGGCUCCUGGUGGCUGUUGUCGUCAAGUAUGCUGACAAUAUCCUCAAGGGCUUUGCCACCUCCUUGUCCAUUGUGCUGUCCACUGUUGCCUCCAUCCGCCUCUUUGGCUUCCAUGUGGACCCAUUGUUUGCCCUGGGCGCGGGGCUGGUCAUCGGUGCCGUCUACCUCUACAGCCUGCCCCGAGGUGCAGCCAAAGCCAUAGCUUCUGCCUCUGCCCCUGCCUCCGGGCCCUGCACUCACCAGCAGCCUCCCGGGCAGCCACCGCCACCACAGCUGUCUUCCCACCAUGGAGACCUCAGCACGGAGCCCUUUCUGCCAAAGUCAGUGCUGGUGAAGUGAGGGCUGGUGGCAGCGAGGGGGGGAGACAGGGAGGGACUCUGGGUGGAGGGUGUUGGGCAUCUGCAGGAUUCAAGUUGCCACUGGGGCCUGGCUCCUCUGGGGUUGGAAGGGUCUUUUCUUCCAGGUCACUGAAAUUUCCAGAAGGGUGUGGGACUAGGGCAGGGCAUCACAUGAACCCUUCCGUGUAGCCAGGGGUUUUUAGAGCUGCCUCCUCUGCCCCAGUCUAACCCCUCAGCCAGAGGUGUCCUGUCUCUCAAGCCUGGGAGAGUCCCAGCAAUCCCUCCACAUUUGUAGGGACAAACUGGACAAAAAUUCUUCAGCUCUUUAGUAGUGACUGAUGCCUACCUGUGGGGUUCUGAUUCCCAGAGCUCGAGGCCUUCUCUCCUCCCUGGCAACUACACUGGAUCAUGUUAGCAGCUCAGUCUUUUUGUGGCCUUGGGGCAGCUUCCCUGACACAGGGACUUGAAAAAGGGCCUUUUAUGAGCACCUAGGGAGAGAGGAAGGGGGAUGAGAGCUGAGAUUUUUGCAUCAGCCCACUCAGGGGGAGGGUGCAGUAGGAGCCAUUGGUUUGUAAGUGGUUUGGGGGUUUGUGGUGUAAUCAGAUGAAUGAUCCAGGGUGUGGGAAAAAAAGAAGGGAGGUCCUUGAAGUGGCCUAGUCUCAUGGAAUCUAAGACACUGUAAGCUGAUGGAUGUAGGGUUAUUUUCUGAGACAUCUGGAGAGGAAAAUAAAGCUGCCAACCACAAUUGUGAUACCCCACUGGCUGUAUGAGGCACCCUUACUUCAUGUGGAAGGGUGUCUUUAAAUUGCUGACAUGUGGAACCUGCCCCCCUGCACUCCCCAAAGCUUAUUAACCCCUUAACUGUCUCCCAGGGUGUGUGGGGAGUAUGUGUGUGCAUCUGUUUGUGAGUGCGUGCGUGUGCUUGCACAUGAGAGAUGCCUGGGCUGUCUUUGCUAUAUGUACAUAGGGCCAUUGGAUCUUUAUUUUUGAUUAAUUUGUUCUGAUUUUUUGGUUUGUUUUUUAAGGGACUGUAAUGAACAAUGUCAGGAUACCCAAUGCCAAAUAAAGAUAUUGUAUUUAUUUA